This is a messenger RNA of Lingula anatina, 1647 nucleotides long. Its product is annotated as lysophosphatidic acid receptor 2. The record is from RefSeq and is a predicted model, not a curated record. Gene Ontology annotation, cellular component: plasma membrane. Gene Ontology annotation, biological process: G protein-coupled receptor signaling pathway. Gene Ontology annotation, molecular function: G protein-coupled receptor activity. NCBI's taxonomy places the organism in Eukaryota, Metazoa, Brachiopoda, Lingulata, Lingulida, Lingulidae.
GCCUUGGAGACUGCACGUUAACUAUAUAACCUUCGGAAAUCGCUAUUCUACGUUACUGGGAAAGGUUUUCUAUUUGUGCACCAAGGACAAGGGAUAAAUAGCAAGAUUUUAGACGAAAGAAAGUAUGUAAUCCUCAGCGAGCAAGGAUACAGUUUCUUUUGCCAACUCCGGACGGGUGUGCACCGUAUGGUGAUAUGCUAUGUUCAUUAAAAGUAAUCAGAACCGUUUAACUUUAAGGAUUCAGAGGUGGACACGUGUUAAAAAGACAGGAUCUCUGCAAAAACGCAAUACUCUGAAUAAUCGAUGAUUAGAUCAGUUGUCAAGGUGAUUACUUGAAUAACAGCAGAAAAAAAGGGGACUGGUUUUAUCUCUGGAUUAGCACCUGUUGUAAUUUACUGCAUUACCGACGGGAGCUGAGCGAAGUUAAAGUGGAAGCGGGAUCAUGAUGGACGCCGAACAGGAGAAUAUUACAUCAUUGAGUGAAGACACGUUCGAUGGAUUUUUGGAUAAUGCCAAUUUCUCUCUGUCUCAAAACCAGAGUGAUACAGGAGCAUCUUGGCUCAUCUUUGCCUCUGUCGGGUUAGCAAUUACCGUGACAGGCUUCCUCGAAAAUGUGGUGAGCAUUCUUGCUUUGAGUCACAUGCGACGGCCGUUAGAGCCAUUCCAUUAUUUACUGGUCAAUUUAGCCAUAGCUGACCUUAUUGUUGUGGGUUUUGCGUCCAUUGGUAACGCGUUGUUUUUAUACGCUCAGACGGUGGACCGCUCCUCGGAUACGUUUUGCUGGGCUCAUUUUUUCAUGGAGAUUUCUUAUAUAUCCUUACCGUCCACCUUGCUUGCGACGUCGGCACUGGUGUUUAACCAGUAUCUAGCUGUGUCCAAAAUACUAAACUAUAGAUCAAUGGUGACAAAAAGAAAAGUGGUCUUUUGUAUUACUCUUUUCUGGAUAUGUACUAUUGCUAUCGGCGCUGCCCUUCAAGCUGUUACCGCAUACAGGAACAGAAGUACAUUGCCAGAAAAUGCAGAUGGACAUUUUUGGGACACGCUAUGCGCAAUAUAUGACACCCAGGAUUAUUACACGUUUUCUGCGUACACAUACUUUAUUCUUUUCAUAGUCAUAACCACACUUGUUGCCAUAGUGUAUGCGAAAACAUACUUUGACAUCAAACAUCAACUUUCGGGGGUGAGGAACUUAAGACGCUCCAUUCGUAGAACCAGGAGCAGUGCGGAAUUCGAAGCCACGCAGCAAACCAAAGUGAACGCUACCAUUGCACUUCUGUUCGGAACUAUUGUGAUUUUUUGGUUACCUGGGAUCGCUGAUGCUCUGAUAACCGUUUAUCUUCUAUCCAUAGCGCAAGACUGCCAGCCUUGCAAAAUCAUUCAUCAAAUAACCAACUUAAUGUUCAUUGCAAAUGCUCUUUUGGACCCGGUUAUUUAUGGCGUUCGUAUUAAUCAGGUGAGAGGUGGUUAUCACCGAUUGUUAAAAAGAUGCACCAAGGUUUUGUGCCGCCAAUCACGGGCCGCGAACGUGAAUGGCUUGGGACGCCAAGGAGCAUUAACAUCGCUUGGGUAUGAGCGAACGUCACUGUAUGAGAGGGCAAACAAUGGUAUGGUUUUCUCCACUAAUUCAACGUCUCUUUGAAACACUUU